Danaus chrysippus (African queen) is the source of this 675-nucleotide messenger RNA. NCBI's taxonomy places the organism in Eukaryota, Metazoa, Arthropoda, Insecta, Lepidoptera, Nymphalidae. The record is from the annotation of a GenBank genome assembly.
AUGGCUUCACUUAAAAUAUAUUCAGUUGGGAGACUAGCUAAAUAUGUCACAGAAUCCUCGUUACUUAAUAUAAGAUCCAGUAUAUGCAGAAGUUCAGUCCACAAAUACAGCACAGAAGAGAAGGCAGCUGAACCAGAACCUGAAAAGAACUUGCCGGCCUCCAUCGAGGAGUGUCACAAACAAAUUGAGAGUCUGACUGCUGAGGUUAACAGCUUCAAGACACAGGCUAAGGAGUAUGAGGACAAGUACAAGCGAGCGUUGGCGGACGGAGAGAAUGUGAGGCGUCGCAUGAUGAAGCAGGUGGAGGACGCCAAGUCAUUUGCUAUACAGAGCUUCUGCAAGGAUCUGCUCGAUGUGGCAGACACUCUGUCAGCGGCUGCGGAGUCAGUCCCCGAGGGUGUGGAGGGUGAGGGCGCUCCGGCCGCCUUGAGGUCGCUCAGGGAUGGACUCACACUCACACGAGCACAACUCACACAGGUGUUCAGUCGUCACGGGCUGGAGGUGGUGUCUCCUCUCCGUGAGAAGUUCGACCCCAACCUGCACGAGGCGCUCUUCACACAGGAGGUCCAAGGUGCAGAGCCGGGGUCCGUGGUGGCGGUCAGUAAGGUGGGCUACAAGCUGAGGGGUCGCUGUGUGAGGCCGGCGCUGGUCGGGGUCGCUAAGGGAGCCUCCUAG